CACAUUCUCAUCAUACCAUCACGAUGAAUAGAUUAUUCGGCGCAAAGUCCUCAACCCCCAAACCAACCCUCACUUCUGCGAUUUCAAAUGUCGAAGAACGUAUCUCCUCCCUCGACGUCAAACUCUCCUCCAUAAACAUCGAACUCACCUCCUACCAAACCAAGCUCUCCAAAAUGCGCGACGGCCCCGGCAAAACCGCCAUCAAACAAAAAGCUCUCAAAGUUCUGCAACGCCGCAAAAUGUAUGAAGGCCAGCGCGACCAAUUACAGCAACAAUCCUACAACAUGGAAAGCGCAGCCAUGAUGCAAGAUAAUCUGCAAAACGUCAUGACGACCGUGUCGACACUCAAGUCGACGAACGCGGCGCUGAAAAAACAAUAUGGCAAAAUUGAUAUUGAUAAGAUUGAGAGGAUGCAGGAUGAGAUGGCGGAUUUGAUGGAGGUGGGGAAUGAGAUCCAGGAGAGUAUUAGUAGGAGUUAUGAUUUACCGGAGGAGGUGGAUGAGGCGGAGCUGGAUGCGGAGUUGGAGGCGCUGGGGGAGGAGGCAGAGUUAGAGGGGUUGGGGGGCAUGGCAGAGGGGACGCCAAGUUUUAUGCUGGAUGAGGCGCCGAGUUUUGUUGAUGAGCCACCACAAAAGGUGGGUGAGGUUAAGGAAGCUGCUACUUGA
Messenger RNA from Botrytis fragariae, 665 nucleotides. RefSeq names its product putative snf7 family protein. The coding region runs from base 24 to 665 and encodes 213 amino acids. Gene Ontology annotation, biological process: vesicle budding from membrane; late endosome to vacuole transport via multivesicular body sorting pathway. The transcript has 2 exons. Gene Ontology annotation, cellular component: multivesicular body. The record is from RefSeq and is a predicted model, not a curated record. NCBI's taxonomy places the organism in Eukaryota, Fungi, Ascomycota, Leotiomycetes, Helotiales, Sclerotiniaceae.